Molecule: messenger RNA, 1901 nt
Organism: Synchiropus splendidus (mandarinfish)
Lineage: Eukaryota; Metazoa; Chordata; Actinopteri; Syngnathiformes; Callionymidae
Product: DOMON domain-containing protein FRRS1L
Exons: 5
Coding region: 190-1035 (281 amino acids)
Biological process (GO): regulation of glutamate receptor signaling pathway
Source: RefSeq, a predicted model, not a curated record
AGUAGCCACCCCCACCAACCCUCCCUCUCAUCGCUGAGCUCAGACACCCGGACUUUGAUCCAGGGAUGUUCUGCUGAGGACUUGAGGAUGUAGAGCUGCUUCAACUGCAUCAUCCCAGCCCCAGCAGGACACCACAAUGCUUUAGGGACGGUUUAACUGUUGCACCAGCUGCUGUUUUCGUCGCCAGCCAUGAUCCUCCCGCGGUUGCUCCUGCAGCUAAUGUUGCUAAUUCAUAGCGGAUGGCGGGGGGUCGCAGCGAGCCCCACCGAUGAAGCAGCACUGAGGGCCGGCCACGCUGAGCACGGAGAUCCGGGCCACCAGGAACACCACAAAGACUCCUACAGCACGUUUGCCUCCGAGUUCCUGGAGUCCAAAUACCUAUCCGAUGACGGUUAUCCGUUCCCCACCGCCCCACCAGUGGACCCUUUCGCAAAAAUCAAAGUGAGCGAUUGCGGAGUGACUAAAGGCUGUAUAAGGUAUGGAAAACCAGGCUGUGACGCAGAAACCUGCGACUACUUCUUGAGUUACCGCCGUAUCGGUACUGACGUGGAGUACGAGAUGAGCGCAGAUACUGACGGCUGGGUGGCUGUUGGGUUUUCCUCUGACAAGAAAAUGGGAGGCGAUGAUGUCAUGGGCUGCGUCCACGAUGACAACGGUCGUGUCCGAAUCCACCACUUCUACAACGUAGGUCAGUGGGCAAAAGAGAUCAAGAGGAAUCCAGCCAGAGAUGAGGAGGGCAUUUUUGAGAAUAACCGGGUCACGUGCCGCUUCAAACGGCCACUGUACGUGCCCAGAGAAGAAACCCUGGUGGAUCUACACCUGUCCUGGUACUACCUGUUUGCAUGGGGACCUGCAAUUCAGGGUUCUAUCACGAGACAUGACAUUGACAGUCCUCCAGUCAGCGACCAUAUGAUCAGCAUUUACAAGUACGAGGACAUCUUCAUGCCUUCCAACGCUUACCAGACCUUCAACUCUCCACUCUGCUUGCUGCUCAUAGUGGCCCUCACUUUCUACUUACUGAUGGGAACACCGUGAGAAGGAAGCAAUUCAGAAGGACGAGGAGAUGUAGCAGCAAUAAGGAAGUUGCCAUGUUUAUCAGAGGCCAUAUUUAAGCGCACAUGAUACACUAUAAUAUACACACAACAUAGGAUAUUAAAAUAAUUUGCCAUCAUGCCAUCAUCACUACACACGCUAGAUCUGCAUUCAGGGCUACAAUGGACCAAGUGCAGAACACUUCCUGACCAUUAUGAUCCUUCAUUGGUAUCAUAAUGGCAUGCACAAUAUCUACUCUCAUAAUAUCUCCAACACUAUUAUUAUUUAAAAUGAAAAAUGUAUAAACUCAGCAGCAGCCAUAUUCACAGUCAACUUUGAAAUAUUUUUGCUGGUUCCAUGUUAAUACCAAUAUGUAAUCUUUUCAUAAAAAGUGCUCUGCAUUAUUUCUGGUGAACUGUUAAGCUGUGAUGAAGCCACAACCUGCAAUAAAGAAUAGGUCAUUGUGGGGUCUACAAUGCCAAAGAUUGUAACUGCAGAUUACGAUCUGACAAACGCCUCACUCAGAUCUAGAUGUUAUUAAUAAACAGUUGAAGACACUUGUCAUUAUUAUUCCAAUUACUUGUUCAAGCAUGUGACUGCACGUGUUUCUUUUUCAGUGAUAGAAGUGUUUGAUUUGCUUUUUCCAUUAUCAUAAAAUUCAAUCAUUUCGUUUUAAAUUCCCGAUCCAUCUGGAAGUGUUUGUGAAGUGAUAGUUUACCCCGGUGUUGUGGUGUUUGCGUUUCCUCAGAUCCUCUACUCGGGCAGCCUUUUCAGUUGAUCCACGUGUUCCCCAGCUACACCAACACAACAAUGAUGUAUGGAGACAGCAAAAAAUGAUUCUACUGUUCCCAGUGACUCUCAGACGGUUC